This is a messenger RNA of Naegleria gruberi, 787 nucleotides long. RefSeq lists its product as uncharacterized. The record is from RefSeq and is a predicted model, not a curated record. The transcript has a single exon. NCBI's taxonomy places the organism in Eukaryota, Heterolobosea, Eutetramitea, Acrasida, Naegleriidae. The annotation marks the transcript as partial.
AUGAGAGGUUAUAUUUUCUUAUUGAUAUUAGUAGUUCUAUUGCUUGCCCUUGUUGGUUGUGGAAACACACAGGAACCUAUUAGAGAAUUUCAUCAUUUUGGUCUCGAUUAUGCAGUGGACACAUCUAAAAUAGUCAUGUAUCAACUUGCUGUUCCAAAUCUACAUGGAACCAUGACGUUGGAUUUCGAUAGGAAUGGUAAAUGGAGUGGAAACUAUUCCCUCACACAUAGUAAGAUUAAUGCUAGAUUCUUUUUUGAUACAUUCGAAUCAGAAAUGUUUUCAUUUGACUUUACAAAUCUGUCAUGUGAAAAUGUGAACUCAUGUAAAAUCACUGUGAAUACGCAAAGAUCAAUUUUGAAGAAUGUAGAUCCUUAUGGAAUGCAAAUAGUUGGCGUUAGGAAGGAUCCAGUCAGAAAUCAACUCUUAAAGUUCGAUAUUCAAUAUGAGAAUUUUGGAGAAUUUGAACUGACUAGUAAUUUUACAAUAACUUUUUCUCAAAUUAGAGAAACAUCAUUUUCCUUCCAAUACUACAUGCAAGGUGUUAUUCAUCCGGUUAGCAAUAUGAGAGCUUCAAUUCCAAUAAGCUUUCCUAGAGAUGUCAGUUAUCAUGUGGAUGAAUAUAAAACCUCCAUGUCAAUUCUCCUAUCCUUUGACAAUGCCCCAAUUAUUGACAAGUCUCAACUCUCAUUAUCCCCAAAAAUCUUGCUUCAAACCUUCUUUACUGGACUCAUCCCAAAUUACUACACUUCAAUCUAUUCCUUCCAAUUAUGGAAGACAGAUCUUAAUG